Molecule: messenger RNA, 1608 nt
Organism: Polyodon spathula (Mississippi paddlefish)
Lineage: Eukaryota; Metazoa; Chordata; Actinopteri; Acipenseriformes; Polyodontidae
Exons: 4
Coding region: 72-683 (203 amino acids)
Biological process (GO): box C/D snoRNP assembly
Molecular function (GO): box C/D methylation guide snoRNP complex binding
Source: RefSeq, a predicted model, not a curated record
UGACGGUUUUGCGUUCGAGCUCACACAGAUGGCGAACUAGAACGUGUUUUGCGGAGAAUCUGCGCACAUUGAUGAAAAUCUGCGCGUCUCGAACGCAGCCACAUACUUUGCGUAGCCUGAUAGAACGACUCGGAUGUUGUUACUAUGCUUGUGAGGCGCUCGUCUAUGAAAGUAUGGAAGGUUGCAGAGUUAUGAAUGGUGGCGAAGAGAAGGCACAUAAACAACAGAAAACUAUUUCUAAGGAACUGCUGUCUGUUGGAAAUGGAGGAGGCAUUCAUGACAAACUGCUCCUAAACUCGAAGCGCUCCAGUAAAAACGGGACUUCCUCGCAGACUGUGAAGGUCCCAAGGAGCAGUGUAUUAGACAGACUGCAGAGUUUUCUCCCACAGAUGGCCCAGGCCAAUGAGAGACUGAAACUACAGAUGGAGGAAUCUCCAGCUGGCCAGUUCGAUAUUGAGAACAUUGAAGGCAAUUCUGAGAAAAUCAUUGAGAUGGAUGUGGCGUUAGUGGAAGUAGAUGAUUUUGACAGCUGUGAAACAGAAGAAUCUGAAUCGGAGGAUGAAAGCUCUCAGUCUGAGGAGGAGUAUGGGGCCAGUGAUAUGAGGGAAGACCAACUCAAGUUACCUGGGAGUCGGGUGAUGAGGAAAGGGAAGAUUGAAGUGCUAGAGAGCAUGAAUGGUUAGCCAAUGUGGAAAAGCACUUAUUUGCUGAACCUCAUUUAUUGAAAGACUUGAAAGGGACCCAGGAUCAUGAAAUCAUAACCUGCAGGGUUGUUGUUCUGUACUUCAAAACAUUUACCCAAGAAAAACUAAAAUGCUUUAGGUCUGACUUAAAAUAGUCAGUUAGUAUCAAGGAGUGGUCAGAAUGUGUUUUUUUUGCCUGCUGUGUCCGUGAAUCUUCAAGCUGUUGUUGUAUUUUGUUGGAUAUUUGUACAACUUGACAAAUUCAAAAUCUGCCCAGACAAAAUAUGUCCUCUCAUUUGUAAUUUUAUUUAGGGAGGACUUUUCUUCUGGUAUCCCCAAAGCAGUUAUAGGUCCUGAGUAAAAGCCAGAUGACUGGAUACUUGGGAUGAAUCUGGGAUAUUUAGUGCAUGCAGACAGUAUUUAUUUAACAACUGGAGAAUUAAUGCCUUAAUGUUCCAAGCAGAGGCAGUACCAGGCAUCUCCACACAUAGCUCAGUUAUUGGAUUUCCCUAGUGCUUUGUGUGCCUGCUGGCAAAGUGCUUUGUGGGGCCAGCUGUAAUAUUGAUUAUGUGAUGUGAAAAGGGUCUGGGAAACACUGAUUUCAUCUUUUGAUCAAUGCAGACCUGAGUUUAUAUCUGUAGCCCAUAGCAUUAGCUACCCAUUUAUUUAGUUACCCUACCUUGACUGAAACAAAAUAUUUUUUAAAGAUCAUGAUAUAGAUGGAUAUCUGUUUUAUAUAAUGUAUAUAAUAUUUUGGGAUUGAUAUGGUAAUGCUUAUGUUAAAAGUUAAGUAUGUGAGUUCUGCUUUUUCGUUUGUAAAAGUAAUAGAGAAAGGUAUUGAUUUUAUACUUUGUGUUUCAGUUGGCUAAAAUGUCCAAACAUUAUAAUAAUCCUUUUUUUUUCACUGUUUGUUUUUCCUAUUCAC